AUGGAAGGGGACGGAGAAGCUGAGGGCCGUCUUGCCCAUCUCUGCAAUAAAUUAGGUAAGAUGAUGUAUGAGAACGAUAUGACUAUUCUUGAUGAGGAAUUAUCGGCUGAAAAACUUCAAGAGUGCCGAUUCUCUCUAGUUGGGCAGCUCUAUAAUAACCCUAAUGUCAACUUUCAAGCACUUACAACAGCUAUGAAAAAGGUGUGGAAGAAUGAGAAUGUAAAGGUGAAACUACUAGAAAAUGGGAAAAUUAGCUUUGCUUUCAGGAAUGAAGGAGAUAAAAACCGAGUAUUAGAGGGAGGUCCUUGGUCGUUUUCAAACCAUUUACUGUUGCUAAAAGCAUGGGAGCCAGACACUCCUCUCCACUAUUAUGAAUUUAAAACAUGUGCAUUUUGGGUCAGAAUUUAUGGGCUCCCUUUGGAAUGGAAUUCUGAAAGCAUGAUAAAGAAGAUUGCAAGUUCAAUGGGGAGAGUUUUGGAGGUGAAAACAGAUGCUAGAGGCCCUGCUUUUUAG
Molecule: messenger RNA, 513 nt
Organism: Eucalyptus grandis
Lineage: Eukaryota; Viridiplantae; Streptophyta; Magnoliopsida; Myrtales; Myrtaceae
Exons: 1
Coding region: 1-513 (170 amino acids)
Source: RefSeq, a predicted model, not a curated record